Molecule: messenger RNA, 1077 nt
Organism: Plenodomus lingam JN3
Lineage: Eukaryota; Fungi; Ascomycota; Dothideomycetes; Pleosporales; Leptosphaeriaceae
Source: RefSeq, a predicted model, not a curated record
AUGCAUAGCUCUGUUUGCAACCACCACCCCGCAUCUAGCAAGCUGAUGAAGAAUGAAAGUCACAGUCUUCGCAUGAAGCAGCUUUCAGAAUCAAACCAUCCUCAAUACCAUCGCUCACAGCAAUCUACAUCUUACGACAUGGCCUUUCAGGAUGUGGCAGAUCAAUUAAGUUCCUUGAAUCUCUCGACGGACGAGUAUCUUCUUUACAACCCGAGUGGAGGAAAAUCUUCCUUCUUGAAAAAGUUGGACAACAUUCCCCGGUAUUUGUUCAGGGUAUUCACUCCGAAGUCAGCUGCGACAACCGAUGAAUCAUGGGCCAGGUCUUGGAACGCCAGACAUGAAAUUCCGGCCAGCAAACUGGAUAUAUUUGCAAACACAAACGACAAAGCAGUAGCGGAUAUGGUACACAGACAUCUAAUGUGGCUGAAGGGUGAAGACAACUUUGUAUCCUGGACAAGCUCGCUCCUAUUCACUCUCGUGUAUAUAUUCCACUUACACGCCAACCGCAACGAUGCCUCCAAAUUCGAUGAGAUCAACCUCUGCAUAAUCGACACCACACGCUUUCCCAGAGCCGUCUUUAUCCGGGAUCUCGACCUCAUCGACGCCUACCGCGCAUUCGACGACAAGCUAGCCCAGACGCAGCUCCUACGAAGGCGAACGUGGGGCGGGCGGUUGUAUUUUGGAGAAUACCUGUCUCAAGGCGAACUCAAGAUUAAAGGCAAAUGUGCAAUCAUCUCUGCAGCUGCGAUGAUUCAACGCGGUCUAUAUUAUUUACACCCAAGCUUUAGGGAGUUUGCGCAGUGGCCGAAGGAAUAUAGACCACCGUGGGUUCUUCCAGUGCUUGAUCUUCGCGAAAACAUUGAUCGGAAUACUACCGAUAUAUGUACCCCAGUUCUUCUCAGAGGAUUCACUGCGAUUAUACAGCUUUUGGAAGCACCGUGGCGUUUACCCACGGCGAUCCAUCUCAUCGCCUCGCUUUCCCACUCGACAGAAGAUGUCUCCAUCCUAGGAUUCUUCAAAGGAGAUUCCUUCACAGGUCUUACUCCCCACUGUCCCAAUCACCAUACCAACCCCUAA